This is a messenger RNA of Tigriopus californicus, 2931 nucleotides long. RefSeq names its product guanine nucleotide-binding protein subunit beta-5-like (gene Gbeta5). Lineage: Eukaryota; Metazoa; Arthropoda; Copepoda; Harpacticoida; Harpacticidae. The coding region runs from base 970 to 2091 and encodes 373 amino acids. Gene Ontology annotation, molecular function: protein binding; signaling receptor complex adaptor activity. The record is from RefSeq and is a predicted model, not a curated record. Gene Ontology annotation, biological process: G protein-coupled dopamine receptor signaling pathway; G protein-coupled receptor signaling pathway. The transcript has 2 exons. Gene Ontology annotation, cellular component: cytoplasm; heterotrimeric G-protein complex.
AAUCGCCACCGCUACAAAGGCUUGUGAUUGAAGUGACAUGCCUUCCAUCCUCAGUCCCUGGGUCCUCGCCGUCCUCCUCGCCCUCCUCCUUAGCCGUGUGUCUCUCUAGGUACAUGUACAGUUUGUGGACGAACCAACACAACUCCCCGUAAACGGUCCGGCCUUCUCCAUAAGUCAUGUUGCCUUCCAAAGCAGCUGUUGCUUGUAUUAGACCAAGUCAGAUCAGCGGAGAUAUUAUAUUGCCCACCUUCUGUCGAAGGCUAUUGGGUAGGCCUUCUUCAUGUGGUCUCGUCUUAGGGCUCAUUUUCUCUUGUUAGGGACCAACAAGCAAGAGGAGAAGGAGAGAGCCAGCAGGUCCGUCCAUGGGCUGGAUAUGGAGGCAGUGAGCUCAAGCUCCACGCAAUGGUGUUGCCCAAGUUUGGCGGAGCGUUUGAAACGCGUUGGAGGAAAGGACCCUUUUUGAGUCCAUGGCCAGUGGCAGCCGGGUAGUAGACGAGUAUCUUGGAAGAAGAAGGAGGAGAGGCUUUCUCCAAAUUGGCCAAGUUUCUUUCUUUCUCUCUUUCUCUCUCUCCCAUCCUCUUCGGCAGUGCCGUCUCGUGUCUACUCUUGCCCCCCCCAAAUUCACUCUCCGACUCCAUCGUCCUUGUAUGUGAAGUAUGUGAGUAUGAGGGAGUGUGUAUGUGAUAUUCUCUCUCUUGUCUUCCGUGGAUGAAUAGAUGGCCAUUGAGAGACGAAGAGAUGCCAAGAGACGAACUUCAGUCUUGCUUGCUCUCUUUGAUACACAUUCACAUUGAGGUCAACAACAUGAUUGUGAAACAUCCACUUUGAGUCAUAUAUUGAAAGUUCCCCCAUCAGGUUUGACAUCUGGAAAGUGUGCGCGAUAUCGCGGGACCAACGGAAGAUUGCUUGUGAACCUGCUCAUCCCCGAUCUUCAAAGUGCCAGGCAAGAUUACGACUGCCAACAGCAAGAUGGCAUCUUCGGCUGGGGCGCAUGGAGGUGGGGACAAUGCCAAUGCCAACACCACUGGGACCACAGGGGGUGGAGUCCAACAAACCGAAGAGCCCACCAUCGAAGACCUUCAGCGCGAUAUCGAACACCUUAAGCGAAAGAUUGCCGAGGAGCGAGCCAAAUUGUGCGACAAAACCACGGCCCAGGUAUCUGAUGCUCUGGAACCCAUCCAGGGGUUGAAUAUCAAGGUGCGCCGUAGUCUCAAAGGGCACAACGCCAAGGUGUUGUGCUUGGAUUGGUGCUCUGACAAACGGCAUCUGGUCUCCUCUUCUCAAGAUGGAAAACUCAUCGUUUGGGACGCCUUCACCACCAACAAGGAGCACGCCGUCACCAUGCCCACCACGUGGGUCAUGGCGUGUGCCUACGGACCAUCGGGCAAUGUGGUCGCAUGUGGAGGUUUAGACAACAAGGUGACAGUCUAUCCGCUCACAUUGGACGAAGAUGUGGCCACCAAGAAGAAGACCGUGGGCACGCACACCAGCUACAUGUCGUGUUGUCUCUUCCCCGGGUCGGAUAAUCAGGUGCUGACAGGGUCUGGUGAUGCUACCUGUGCCCUAUGGGACGUUGAAUCCGGGCAAGUCCUUCAAAGCUUCCAUGGACACAGUGCGGAUGUGAUGUCUGUUGAUUUGGCGCCGGGUCCAAAUCCGAACACAUUUGUAUCAGGGUCCUGCGAUAAGAUGGCCUUCGUGUGGGACAUGCGGACUGGGAACUACGUCCAAUAUUUUGAAGGUCAUGAAUCUGACAUCAACGCAGUGAAGUUCCAUCCGAGCGGAGAUGCCAUUGGCACCGGGUCAGAUGAUGCCUCAUGUCGACUCUUUGAUCUUCGCGCCGAUCGCGAGGUUGCCAAGUACACCAAAGAGUCGAUAUUGUUUGGUGUCAAUGCCAUUGACUUCUCGACCUCAGGCCGGAUCCUCUUUGCCGGCUACAAUGACUACGCCGUGAAUAUGUGGGAUACGUUAAAGACCCACCGAAUAGCAAUGCUCUACGGCCACGAGAACCGCGUCUCUAGUCUAAAGUGUUCGCCAGAUGGCACUGCCAUCGCCACCGGCUCCUGGGAUUACUCCUUAAAGAUCUGGGCUUGAGCCUUUCAGUUUCGAACAAAGUUGGAUUUUUCCUUUGAAAACGUUAGAGGAGAGCUGACAUUAUGGCUGCGGAUAGUGCCUGGUUUUUAGUCCAAAGAGUCUACUGGCAGGGGAAAACAUGUAUCAAUAUAUCAUUGCAGCCCUCUUUAUUCCGUAUUGUGAACUACGUAACUACCCUCUAAUCUUUGACUACAACCUGUUUUGUUUUGGAAAUUUGCGCUCUUUUAUACCAUUGAAAGCUCUCCCGUGCUAAAGGUACUCUUGUUUUGUGGUUUCUGCAUCUUGCACAUCGCACAAAGUUCUGCGACACAGAACUGACUGUCUAAAUACUCCGCAGAAAUGGCCCGUGCGUGAAAUCUGUACUAUUCCAUUGAUUCAAGGGUCUCAAUUUCUUGCAAGAUCCAACGUCACUUACGGGUUUCUCAAAUCUCCCCCAUGCAGUUAUUCAUGAAAAUGAAAGAAAGGAUUCGUUCCCAUUCAAAAUUAAGACGCAACCAACUCUCCCAUCUCUCCUGAUGAACUACGAACAACUAUCAACCGUGAAAUCGAUAGCUAAUCGUUGAUCGUCAGUUUCCAACUCAUUCCACAAUGUGCGUGCAAUAAUCAAGCGAAAGAUGCAGAUUGUUUCAAUCUGUAUCGCAUUAUUGGGGGCCUCUCACUUGAAUGCAGAAGUGAAGCCGGGGUUAAUGUCAUUGGUCCCCUCCUCCCUCAUUCCCCGUGCGAGGUUAUGCGUAUUAACACAUGAUAAUACACAUUACCAACCUCCAGUUAGCGGUAUGGAUAUGUAAUUUACUCUCAUUUGCAUUUAGAUGUGUCAAUAAAUAUGAACUGUUCCAACAA